Molecule: messenger RNA, 4140 nt
Organism: Aplysia californica (California sea hare)
Lineage: Eukaryota; Metazoa; Mollusca; Gastropoda; Aplysiida; Aplysiidae
Exons: 4
Coding region: 13-3426 (1137 amino acids)
Biological process (GO): signal transduction
Source: RefSeq, a predicted model, not a curated record
UUUUUCGGUCUUAUGUCACUUCAGGUUCUAGAUUUGAGCUCCAAUGAGCUGAGCUACACCGAUGCCACAUUCGGAGCAAGAGCUUUUUCGGGGCUCAGCGCACUGAAAAAUCUGCGCAUUGAUAAUAACAACCGUUUGGAGGAUUUAUACAGGAGUGCAGAGGGCAGGGUUUACACUCACGACAAUACCGAAAUGAAAAAUGAUCACGUCAAUGCAACAGUUAGACGGAAACGAAUUCGUCAGUAUAACGACGCAGACUUCCAUUUUCUUCAUGACAGUGACCUUGACCUGAGACAUGAACCGGACAGUGACGUUGAUGGGCGACCAAAGACGGACAAGGACCUUGAUCAGCGCCCUAAGAAGGACAGUGACUUUAACCUGAGAUCUGAGGACAGGGGCCUUCACCGGCAACCUGAGAAGGACAGUGGCCUUAACCUGAGACCUAAGAAUGAUAGUGACCUUGGUUGGCGACCUGAGAAGGACAGAGACUCUGCCGUAGCAAAGAGUGAUUUAGAGAAUCGUGUGUUCAAAGGACCAACCGGCAACGGUCAAAGUGGCAGUCUCCUGGAGCCUGUCGGUGCUCGAUUUGAUGAGCCCGAAGCCCUUUUGUCCGACCACAAAGACAGAACGGUCAGAAACGAAUACCCUAAAGACGGAACGGUCAGGUACGAUUACCCCAGGGACGAUGUGGUCAGGUACGAUUACCCCAGAGACGAUGCGGUCAGGUACGAUUACCCCAGCGAAGCCUUAUCAAGUCUCGGGAAUCUGGAGGAACUUUACCUAGACGGACUCCCAAAUGUGGUGUUUGGUCCCGGUUUUGGAAACCUGGAAAAAUUAAGCAGUCUCCUUUUUUCAGAGGGCACAAGUUUACUGGGCCAUGUGCACCCUUCUCUUUUCAGUCAUUUAAAUGCAACAACCUCUCCGUUACAAAUUCGAAUGAAGUCUUGUAGUAUACAAAGCAUUCCCCGUGAACUGUUUCUGCCCCUUCAAAAUAUUGUUUCUCUUGAUUUAAGUGUGAACAGAUACCUAACAUUUGAGGGUAUUUAUAACGCGACAACCAGUUUGGCAAACUCCAACCUGACAGAGCUUUCAUUACCUUGGAUUGUGCCGCAGGGCGAAAAAGUCUACCAUGUACCCCGUCAGUUGUUUAUCAAUUUGAUCAAUACACCAUUAACACGAUUGGUUUUUAGUCAUAACAAGAUAUACUCUCUAGACACUUUGUUUUUUAAUUGCUUGCCUGCAGGUCUCAAAGAGUUGGAUUUGUCCCAUAACAAUUUGCUAGCGGCCGGGGCUUUGUUCUUUUUGGGCUGUAUGAAAAAUUUGAAAACCUUAGACUUAAGCACACAGCUUCAUUUUCAUGAAAGACAUAAUGCAAGCAAACCCGUCCAGCAUUGGGCCCAGACUGGCAGGAUAGAAGAAGGGACCCUGGAUGGUGACGCAGUUCCCACAUCGGCAAACGGCCAGUAUAAAUGUCCUCACGUUCAGGUAUAUCCGUUUAACCAACAGCAGGCUAAUCCAAUCAGAUGUCACUGUCCAACAUCAAGGACGCCGUUCACUUUUCAUGACGAAAAGACACACGUCAGCUCAGUUUCAAGUUUGAAAGAUAAGCAAGAUGACACUCAAGACACUUGGGGCGGGUUAGAUUCGCAGAAACAUGCGAGAAACGAUACAACGGAUUCAAAUACAGUGAAACUAUCGAAGUGCUUCCCCAAUACACCCAGUGAUGUGUCAGCCGCUGAGCUUGAAGCCUACGAGACACGUCUGCCCACAGAAAACCCCAGAGAUCUAAACAGCGGCAGAAACGUCGAUAAGGCUCAAGGGGAGGAGUUACCGGUCAGUAACGACGCCGUUGGCGGGGAAAGAAAAAACUACAGUACAUCCCGGAGUCCUCGAUUCAACAUGACGGAUGCGUCAGUUGAGGAUAAAAAUAGCUCUUCACUUCGCGAAACUCCGCGCGAGCGCAGUGUACUCUCAGACGUUGAACAGAGCUGGACACCGUCUGGACCUUGGACUCGUAUGGUAAAGAAAAACCCUGAGAUCCAUGAGGUCACGAUUCUUAGUGCAGCGUUCCCUUUUCCUCCCAGAUUAGAAGUGCUUAACUUGAGCCAAAUGAACUUGCCAUACCGGAUUCCGGAACUUAAAAUUGAAACUCCGAACAUAUUGAAACUUAUCGACUUCUCAUCCAACUACGCCACUUGUCUGGGAGGUCCGCUCAUAAACUUUGACCACCUUGAAUAUCUCGAUGUUUCUAAUAAUAACCUUCGCCUUAUGAACCCAGAUUUGUUCUCCCGCUCCACAAACAUCACGACAUUUCUAAUGAACAGUAACUACCUAGGACACGUGCUCAACCUGGACAAACAAGGGCGGAUUUUCUCGUACUUGGAAAAACUGGAGCGCUUAGAAAUGAGAUCAAAUCUUAUAUCAGCUCUGCCCCCUGCCAUUAUCUCAAGGAACGCCAACCUAAGAUUUCUGGAUCUGUCCCGUAACUUCUUGGAGACUUUUGAAGUCAAUCUGAGCAACUCUUCCCGUCUGCUGCUGCUCAAUCUGUCCCAAAAUUUGCUUCCCGGGUUAUCCGCCCCUUCUGUUGAUCAACUACGUCUGUUACGGCGGACUCAGGCUGUGUCGUUUGACAAAUUUCAACUGGACUUGAGGGGCCAGCUGUUGACGUGUUCCUGUCAGUUCUUGGAGUUUCUACAAUUCUUGUGCUCCGAACCCCAGGCAUUUGUACAUCCCAGCGAGCUCAGCUGCUCUAUGCCACAGGCGUGGCACAGACACAAGCUGAAACAAUUCCCUGACUUCUGUGCUGACCAAGCGCUGAUCCGGCAAGGUUGCCAUUCACAAGACACGUUUGUGGCCACGAUAGUCCUGUUCGCGGUUCUAACGUCCGCCCUGGUUCUGACGGGAGUGGCUCAGCUCUACGGCUGGCGGAUGCGCUACCUCUACUACAUGGGCCUGCACGGGAGCCGCUUCCUCGAGCUGCCCUACGCCACUGACCCCAGGAUUGACCUCUUCCUCACCUUUGACGGGGAUGACACAAGAAUCCGCUGCCUGGUAUUGUCCUACAUUUUACCCCGCUUGGAGCGCGAAGGUCUAGGCGUGCUGGUCGGAGAGCGGGAUUUUGAGGCUGGCCACGAGCUGACCCUCAUCUGUCGCGUGCUGGUGGACAGCCGAAAGGUGCUGGUGCUCAUGUCCAGGGACCUGUUCCAAGACAGUCUCCGGGAGUUCGAGGUCAACAUGGCCAUCAUCCAUGAGGUCAAGAACAGACGCCGAUUUCUUGUUCCCGUGUUUGUCGACCGGGUAGAGGAGAUUAUUCAAAACUGUCCUCGAGAAAUUCACGCUUUCCUGGACUCACAGCACGAGAGAUGUCUGCUCUACAGUGAGAACCAGCGGUUCUGGGAGAGGUUACUCGAUGACGUAAGACACUGAGGUUGUCCACACCGGUACCGUACAUGUCGGACAAAAUAGGGACAGGUCCGGGCGCGUUAACAGCAACCCAGAGCUGCAGCCACAGCGAUGACAAUAACAAGAACAGCAGCGGUGACAACAGCAGUGAAAACAACAGCAGUGACAACAGCAGCAGUGACUUUUCCACGGACGGCUAUCCUUUAAGUUUGUUUGAUUUUUCUUUUUAAAUAUGUAGAGGUUUUGCACUUCUGUUAUUCAAUAUUAACGGCUGCUUGCAGUGACAUAUUAUGUGUUUACACGAGGUUGUUUCCUCGUAUUUUCUUGUAAUACUUAUUUAUACCUCUACCUUUUCCUCCUCUUUUGCCUUUGAGCGUCGAUGGGAGGUGCAGUUUUCUAUGGUAGGCCAACUCUACAAAGCUUUUUCAGUUAAGAUGUUGUAGUUCCUCAGGAUUCUCUUGAGCCUGAAUGCUUGGAUUUACAGACUCUCGAGGCUGGCUGACCAGGUGACUUUCCCGACAGGUGGCCAUAACAUUUCAUUCUUUGCUUUCCCUGUGAACUACAGACAGGACUCCGUACCAGCAGCAGCUCGUAUUUCCCUUGAAUAUUCUAUAAAUAACGCGACUGGUAUAAUUAUCUUUGCUUUUUUGCCAUUGUAACAAAAGUGUUAUUGUUUUAGUUUUCGUAAGAGUUUUACCGCAUUUGCAACACAAUAAGGUCAUAUAUAGGUGCCGAAGA